CAACUACUAUGUAUCAUGGUUUAGAUUAUUAUGUCCUCCAGCAGAACUGCACUUCCUUGCUGCUCCAAUUGAUUCCAGAACGGGACUAGGCUAACUCACCCACUAUCUCACGAUGGGAAGGGUAGACCAAAAUUGACAUUGCCUCGGUGAAUAACACACACAGACGCAGGCGGAGAGAUUCGAUCUCCUGACCUCCUAGUGAGAUGCAGGCGUCCAGCAUUCUAACUCACCCCUCUUCUCGAAAGGUCGCGUAGCUUAGGUUCAUAGGUCUUGUUUUGUGAACUGAGACCAAAGAUUCCACUGGCAGCAUUACUAGAACCAACACAUUGUCCCAAAGCCUAGCACCCAACUCAACAAAUCAAAGUGCCACAGCUAAGCCUAUUUGCAUUUCUAUAUUCUAGCCAACAAUCAUUUCACAACUCACGUCACCACUUUGAAAAAUGCUUAAAACCCCAACGAUCACCCAUUGGGACUCAUAACCCUCCAACAAUGCAAAAAACCCAACAAAUGGAAGGUGUCAAAAUCCCUGGAAAUCACCAAACUGAGCCAAGGGACACAUUCAAAAUCGCUUACGCCAUUCAUUUCUUGCUAGGGGCAGGCAACUUACUACCCUGGAAUGCUCUCAUCACCGCUGCCGAUUACUUCGGGCACCUCUACCCGUCCAAACACAUCGAGAGAGUCUUCUCGGUGGCUUACAUGAGUUCUUCCCUAUUGGUUCUGGCUCUGAUUAUGGGGUUGGGUGGAAAUUGUAAAAUGAUCAUGAGCUUCAGAAUGAGGAUGAACUUGGGCUUUUCUCUGUUCGUUCUGUCUCUCAUGGUGAUUUUAUUACUGGACUGGGCUUGGGAUGGAAAUGGGUCGGAGGGGAGGCCCAAUGGAGCGUAUGGGGUGACGGUUGGAUCGGUUGUUGUUUGCGGAUUGGCUGACGGGUUGGUUGGAGGAAGCCUUGUUGGGUCUGCUGGGAAGCUGCCUAAACAGUUCAUGCAGGCUGUUUUUGCAGGAACUGCUUCCUCAGGCGUUCUUGUAUCCAUCUUGAGGAUCAUAACAAAGGCAUCACUCCCCCAAACACCGCGAGGUCUACAGACAAGCGCCACCUUAUAUUUUAUUCUCAGCACAUUCAUUUUGCUAUGCUGCAUUUUUUGCAGCAAUCUGUUGUACAAAUUGCCAGUAAUGCAGCAGCACAACAAGCUUCUCGGAACCAGCAAUUUGAAUCCAAGGCCAAACUUUUGGGACGUGGCAAGAAAAAUCCGGUGGCCCGCAUUCGGAAUUUUCACUGUUUACACAGUUACUCUAUCAAUCUUCCCCGGAUUCAUGGCGGAAAACAUCAAAUCAACGAUUUGCAAAGAUUGGUACCCGGUUAUUUUGAUCACAAUUUAUAACGUGUUUGACUUAGUGGGGAAAUGUUUAACUGCUGCAUAUGUUUUGGAAAAUGUUGGAAAGGCUACUUGGGCUUGCAUGGCAAGGCUUUUGUUCUACCCCCUCUUUACAGUGUGCCUACAUGGACCCAGUUGGAUGAAAAAUGAGGUGAUAGUGGCAUUUCUGACAAUCGCGCUCGGGUUGACCAACGGGUACCUGACAAGUGUCCUCAUGAUACUCACCCCGAAAUCCGUGCUAGAUCCGGAAGCCGAGGUGUCGGCUGUUGUGAUGGCUGUGUUCUUGGGGAUGGGGUUGGUUGCUGGUUCUAUUCUCGGUUGGUUUUGGAUCAUUUGAGCUUGUUCUAGUAAUGCUUUAUGAAGGACCCUUAUAAUUAAUCUGUUAUUUUCUUGAUGUACUUGCUGAUUCUCUAAAUCACGGUUAAUGUAUUUCUUCUUUUGUUA
Molecule: messenger RNA, 1814 nt
Organism: Rhododendron vialii
Lineage: Eukaryota; Viridiplantae; Streptophyta; Magnoliopsida; Ericales; Ericaceae
Product: equilibrative nucleotide transporter 8-like
Exons: 2
Coding region: 490-1707 (405 amino acids)
Biological process (GO): nucleoside transmembrane transport
Cellular component (GO): plasma membrane
Molecular function (GO): nucleoside transmembrane transporter activity
Source: RefSeq, a predicted model, not a curated record